AUGCGAGAAGAAUAUUGGGAAGAGGAGGUGAUUGGGUGUCACAGUUUAGCUGAAGGAGAUCCUGAAGAGGCUCCUCAGAACAUUCCACCUGACAUUGAUCCCAAGACGGUGACUCUAUGGGAGGGUCAGAUCUUCAAAGGAUCAGUUGGAGAUAUCUCUAUGUUCUUCUGUGGGAUAUGUGGCUACAAAACAAUACAUAGAACAAAUAUACUUCGUCAUUUUCGGUUGCAUACAGGAGAGAGGCCUUUCACAUGCGGGUGGAAUCGCCACCAGUCUGAGAUCCUGCAAACCUUUGAUCAGUUGAGGAUUAGGGAGACAUUUGUGGAUGUGACUUUAUCAUGUGAGGGCCAGUUUAUCAAGGCCCACAAAUUGGUGCUUUCGGCCAGCAGUAAAUAUUUGGAGCGAAUCUUGCAACGGGAUGGGGCUGGCUCCAUUACCAUCUAUUUCUAUGGAGUUGAGAUGUUCAUUCUGAAGUUGCUGGUGGAAUUCAUGUACAACGGGGAAGUAGAAGUUCCCUCUGUUGAUUUAGAAAAGUUCAUUGAGGUGGCAGAGAACUUGGAGGUAAAGGGACUUAAAGCAGAAACCAAGGGACCUGUACAAAGUGCCUGUUCAACUGAUUAUGGAGGUGAUGUUCCUUGCAAGCGGAAAAGAAGCAUGCCCCAUGCAAUGGAAGACUCUCCUUAUCCUGUGAAGCAGCUGAGGCAACUUGAAAUGGGAUCUUCUACUUCCAAUCAAUCCCAACUCUUACCUGAUGAGCCUGGCCUAAACGUCAGCAAUAAUUGUGAUGAUGUGGUUGUGAUCAAAGAAGAAUCAACUGAUGGAUCUCCAGUGGGUACAGCUGCUGAGUCAGAAGAUUAUUGGGAAGAGGAGCCAAUUGACUAUGAUAGCACUGCUGGAUGUGAAUCUGAAGGAAUUCCUCAGAACAUUCCACCUGACAUUGAUCCCAAGACGGUGACUCUGUGGGAUGGUCAGAUCUUCAAGGGAUCAACAGGGCACAUCUCAAUGUUCUUCUGUGGAAUAUGUGGCUACAAAACAGGCUCUAAUCAAGUGAGGCUUAAAAUGUCAAAUAAGUAUAUAUUGAAGUGGAAUUGUCACCACUCUGAGACAUUCCAAGCCUUUGAUCAGCUAAGAAGCAAGGAGAUGUUUGUGGAUGUGACCCUGUCAUGUGAGGACCAGUUCCUCAAGGCUCACAAGUUGGUGUUGUCAGCUGGCAGUAAGUAUCUGGAGCGAAUCUUGCAGCGGGAUGGGACGAACUGCCCUACCAUUCACUUUUAUGGUGUUAAAAUGUCCAUCCUCAAGUCAUUAGUGGAGUUCAUGUACAAUGGGGAAGUGGAAGUCCCCUCUGUAGAUUUAGAGAAAUUCAUUGAGGUAGCAGAGAACUUGGAAGUGAAGGGACUGAAAGGCAAUGGACAAUCCAAUUCCAAGGAACCAAUUGAUGCUGCCUUUUCAACUGAUUAUGGAAGUGUUGCCCCCAGCAAGCGAAGAGGUGUUCCACAUUCAGUUGAAGACUCUCCUUAUCCCAUAAAGCAACCAAGGCAAGCUUAUAAUGUGAAAUGCCCAGCACCAACUGCAUGUCCAGUACAGCCCCAAAUGGGAUCUUUUGCCCCAAAUCAGUCUCAGUUCACAGCUGAUGAGCCUGGCGCAAGUACCAAUAGUAACUGUGAUGAAGUAGUUCUGAUCAAAGAGGAGUCACCCAUUGGAUCCCCAUUGAGCUGUGCUACUGCCAAGUCAGAAGAAUAUUGGGAGCAGGAGGCACUUGAGUGUCAUAGUGCAGUUGGAGAUGAAUCUGAAGUUCCUCAGGUCAUUCCUCAUGACAUUGACCUAAAGUGGAACACUCACCAUGUUGAUGCAUUUCAAGCCUUUGAUAAAUUGCGGGACAGGGAAAUAUUUGUGGACGUCACCCUGUCGUGUGAGGGCCAGCUCCUGAAAGCCCACAAGUUGGUACUUUCAGCUGGUAGUAGCUAUUUGGAGCAAAUUUUGCAACAAGAUGGAUCCAGCAGUCCCACCAUCCAUUUCUAUGGAGUUGAGAUAUUUGUCUUAAAAUUACUGGUGGAAUUUUUGUACGAUGGGGAAGUGGAAGUUCCUUCAUCCCACUUGGGGAAGUUCAUCAUGCUAGCAGAGAACCUGGAGGUGAAAGGUUUAAGUGGAGGUUGGCAGACAAGAGGAUCUGACAUGCCUCUACCUGUUGUGGAAUCUAAUUAUGCUAUUGCUCAUAAACGCAAGAUAGCAUGUCAGUCCUUAGAAGGUUCUCUUCCUUCUAAGGAACCAACCAGAAGGAAUUUGGCAAAUGGACCCAUUUACACACCUCUUCUAGUGCAGGAUUGGGAGAAUGGAAGUAUGCAGCCUGGGAGUAUGAUGUAUGAAGAAGCACAAUUGAGAGAACGCCCUGUGUCUCCCUCCAAAAUUCCUUCUGAGAUAGAUCCGUUGUCAGUGUUCCAUGUUGAGAAUGAAGUGUAUGGGGGAAUAGCCGAAGGACUUACGAAAUACUUCUGUGGAGUCUGCCCAUACAAGAGCGGGAGAAAGACGGAUGCAAGGCGAGCAGAGUGUUCUGAUUACAAAUUCAUCUCCACCAUGUCAAAUAAAUAUAACCUCAAAUGGAAUUCUCACCAUUUGGAAACCUUUCAAGCCUUUGACAGGCUGAGGACCAGGGAGAUGUUUGUGGAUGUGACACUAUCUUGUGAGGGCCAGUUCCUCAAAGCCCACAAAUUGGUGCUUUCAGCCAGCAGUCAAUAUCUGGAGCGAAUCCUGCAGCGGGAUGGAUCCACGAAUCCCUCCAUCCACUUUUUUGGAAUUGAGAAUUAUAUCCUCAGACUUCUUGUUGAGUUCAUGUACAAUGGGGAAGUGGAAGUGCCCUCAGCAGACCUGGAGAGAUUUAUACAGCUGGCAGAAAAGUUGGAAGUGAAAGGACUAAAAGGUGAUGGAAGAGCUAAAGGACCUCAUUUGAAUUUCCCUGUUGAGGAUGUGGAGACUACCGUACCUUACAAGAGAAGAAGUCAACCAUUAUCUGCUCAAGACUUUCCAUAUCCCAUGAAACAGCGAAGGUUAGGUGCCAUGACUGCUCCCCCAACAAAUCCUAUUUCAGCCCAGUCUCCUGGGAAGGCUUCUUCAGCCCUGCCACAAGCUCCAGUUGCAGAGGAACCUGGUCCAAGCAGCUCCAAUAGUGAGGAAGCACUGGUCAAGUUGGAGUAUGAGGAUGGUUCUGUUGAAUCUUCAUUGCAGGAGGUUGACUAUGGGGAAGAACAUUGGGCAGAAGAAAGUAUGCACAGUGGUGGUUCAGGUUUUAUAGAAACAGCAGGAAGUUCUUCAGGUGCUCCAUCUCAUAUCCCUUCCGAAAUAGAUCCCUCGACGGUGACCUGGGUCAAAGAUGGCUUUUACAAAGGAGCUGGCCCUGAUGGAAUUGCUCGUUUUUUCUGCGGAAUUUGUCCCUACCAAACAGCACUGAAACCUCAUGCUGCACGUCACUAUCUAACUCAUACAGGAGAAAAGCCUCACAGCAUAUUUCAUGUGGAAUAUGAAGUGUAUGGUGGAGCAUCUGGAGGGCUUAUUCUAUACUUCUGUGGUCUCUGCGGUUAUAAAAGUGCCAGAAAGCAUGAUGCUCGCAGGCAUUUCUUGUCGCAUACCCAUGGGAAACGCCACAAGCCUCUGAAGAUCUUUUGUCUGAAUAUGACAGACAUGCUAGCCAUGUCAGGUAAGUAUAAUCUGAAGUGGAAUUGCCAUCACUCAGAAUCCCUCCAAGCCUUUGAUCAACUGCGGAGCAGAGAGGUGUUUGUGGAUGUGACCCUGGCUUGUGAGGGCCAGUUCCUCAAGGCCCAUAAGCUGGUGCUUUCUGCCGGCAGUCUAUACCUGGAGCGAAUCCUGCAGCAGGAAGGAUCCACCAGUCCCUCCAUUCACUUCUUUGGAGUUGAGAUGUGUAUUCUCAAACUUCUUGUCGAGUUUAUAUACAAGGGGGAAGUAGAAGUACCCUCAGCAGACUUGGAGAGAUUCAUUCAAAUGGCAGAGGACUUGGAAGUGAAAGGAUUAAAAGGAAAUGAAAAAAUGAAAGGAUCUACUAAGUUGACUGUGCCUGUUGGUGAAACUGUGCCUAUUGGCAAUGCAGAGACUCUGAUUGUUCAUAAGAAAAGAACUCAUGAACUGUUGGCUCAGGAAUCCCCUCAUUCAGUGAAACAGCAAGAGUUAAGUGCCAUGACUGGAUCCUCAACUACAACUCCCCCAAAAAAGGUAGAGGGUAUUAUUUCAAGAAAAUCUGCUUCACCACUGAAGCAAGUCCCUGUCUCAGAGGAGCCUGGCCCAAGCACCUCCUACAAUGUGGUAACACAGGUCAAGCAAGAGUUUGAUGAAGUGGAAGGACUAUCCAGGCAAGAGCAUAGUGAAGGCUUUGCUGAAACUCUACUGCAGGAGGCUGAUUCUGUGAAAGGAGAGCAUUGGGAAGAGAAGAGCAAACACACUGAGACUUCUAUUUCUGCUGCACAAAGUUCAUCAGGAGUUCCAGCAGUACCAGCCUGUAUCCCCCCUGAUAUAGAUCAAUCGACGGUGACCUGGGUGCAAGAUGACAUUUAUAUGGGAGCUGCUGCUGAUGGAGUCAGUCACUUUUUCUGUGAGUAUGCAAAUUUGAAAUCCGUCCCAGCCAUGUCAGGUAAGUACAACCUGAAGUGGAAUUCUCAUCAUUCAGAAGCUUUUCAAGCAUUUGACCAACUGCGAAGCAGAGAGUUGUUUGUUGAUGUGACCUUGGCAUGUGAGAGCCAGUGCCUGAAGGCCCACAAGCUGGUUCUAUCUGCUGGUAGCCAAUACCUAGAGCGAAUCCUGCAGCGAGAUAGCUCCACCAGUCCCUCCAUUCACUUCUUUGGAAUUGAGAUGCAUAUCCUCAGACUUCUUGUUGAGUUCAUGUACAAGGGAGAAGUGGAAGUACCCUCAGCAGACCUGGAGAGAUUCAUUCAAAUGGCUGAUAAUUUGGAAGUGAAAGGACUCAAAGGUGAUGGAAGACUAAAAGGAUCUGGUUCUGUGAAUAUGCCAAUCAAUGAUCUGGAGCCUCCCAUUGCUCACAAGAGAAGAAUAUGCUCCCUGUCGGCUCCCAACUCCCCAUAUCCCCUAAAACAGCAACGGUUAAAUGCAGUGAGUGCAACCUCAAUAGCUGCAACAUCAGCAGAGACUGUUUCUUGUGCUCAUGACAAUACAGAAUCAUUCUCUUCUCAGUCUUCAGGGAAGGCUAUAUCAUCACAUCAUCAAAUCUCUGUCCCCAAGGAACUUGGCCCAAGCACAUCCAAUGAUAAGGAAGCUCUACUGAAGCUGGUAUAUGCUGAAGGGGAAGCACUGGUCAAACAGGAGCAUGAAGACUCUGUUGAAGCACAACUGCAGGAGGAGGAAGAUCAUUGGGAAGAGGAGAGCAUGCAUGCUGAGACUUCAAAUUUUGAUGCUGGAAGUUCAUCAGGACCUCCAACCUCUAUCCCUAGUGAAAUAGAUCCAUCGACGGUGACCUGGGUCCAAGAUGACAUUUACAAAGGAGCUUCCCCUGAUGGAAUCCUUCGAUUUUUCUGUGGUAUUUGUUCGUAUCAAACGCCACUGAAAGCUCAUGCAACCCGUCACUAUCGGACGCAUACGGGAGAGAAGCCUCAUGUCUGCCCAGUGUGUGGCAAGGGAUUCAGUGAGAACUCAGACAUGAAGAAGCAUAAAAUACUGGUAUAUCUUUGUGGCGAAGCUUUCACAAUGACAAAGUUCAACUUAAAGUGGAAUUCUCACCAUUCAGAAGCAUUCCAAUCCUUUGACCGGCUGAGGAACAGGGAGAUAUUUGUGGAUGUGACCCUUUCAUGUGAGGACCAGUUCCUCAAGGCUCAUAAGUUGGUGCUUUCGGCAGGUAGUCAAUACCUGGAGCGAAUCUUGCAGCGGGAUGGGACCGGGUGCCCCACCAUCCAUUUCUAUGGAGUUGAGAUGUACAUUCUGAAGUUGCUAGUGGAAUUCAUGUACAAUGGGGAAGUGGAAGUUCCCUCAGCAGACUUGGAGAAAUUCAUACGAGUGGCAGAGAAUCUGGAGGUGAUAGGACUGAAAGGUGAUGGAAAGAUGCAGGGACCUGCUACAACUAUACCUGCAGAUGCUAUCGAAGCUGCCGUUGCACACAAGCGGAGGAUCAUACGGGAGUCAUAUGAAGAUCACAUCUACCCAAGAAAGCUGUUGAGGAGGAAUAUUGAUCCACCUUCUAAACAAAACCAAAGAGAUACCCAGUCUCCUGUUGGAACUUCAUCACAAUCUGAAAUUCUGUCUGAGGCAGAAGAGUCAAUUUCCAACAUGGGUUUAGAUAAACCAGGGGAAAUGUUGGUGAAAGAGGUGUAUGAGGAAGAAUCUGCUGGCAAACCUCCAUCUGAGACGGAUGAAUCAUGGGAGGAGGAGAGUAUGUCAACUGGGAGCAUUUCCUAUGCCUACAAAGAAAUUCGAAGUACAAGAAGCUCUGAAACAAAAGACCCAGGGAACUCUUCAGGAGUUCCUCAAGUCAUACCUCCUGAGGUAGACCCUUUGACAGUAUAUCAAGUGGAACAGGAAGUUUAUCGUGGAUCGUACGAAGGUGGGACCGUAUUUUUCUGUGGCGUUUGCCCGUACAAAAGUCCACGGAAGCACGAUGCCAAGCGACAUUCCUUCACUCACAUCCAGGGGCGACUUUUCCCAUGCAAACUUUGUAACAAGAGCUUCCGGUCCAGAGAAGGCAUGAACUACCAUCUCAACUUUUUCCACGAAGCAAAGUAGUGUUUUGAUGUGAGUAUGACCAACAGACUGCUUGAUUAUUCAGAUUGACUUUCCAUGUGAAGUACUAGAAUGCCCAUGAAUUGCUAGUGAAAUUCUUGAUGGUGGUCCUGUUGGUGUUUGCAAAUGCAUCUUUAUGACGGUAUUAACUUUCUUUGGCUACCUGAUGUGUGUGAC
This is a messenger RNA of Darwinula stevensoni, 6903 nucleotides long. The record is from the annotation of a GenBank genome assembly. NCBI's taxonomy places the organism in Eukaryota, Metazoa, Arthropoda, Ostracoda, Podocopida, Darwinulidae.